This is a messenger RNA of Iphiclides podalirius (scarce swallowtail), 1074 nucleotides long. The record is from the annotation of a GenBank genome assembly. Lineage: Eukaryota; Metazoa; Arthropoda; Insecta; Lepidoptera; Papilionidae.
AUGGUUCAAGAAGAAAGAGCACGGGAAAUAGCACAACUAAAUACUCUCAGUCAGAAAGUCUGUUAUUUUCAUACAAGUAUAUUAUACUACAGAAAUGCGAAAACGAAGCUAGGAGCUACCUGUCAUGAAGCAUGGAGAACAUUAAUAAAAAGAAUUGGGGGUACGCCAAACACAUGGAAGGAUCUUGGGAAUUGUUUAGGUUUAACACAAGAUGAUUUGGAUUACAUAACAAAUAGUGUGAGGGAAAAUCCAGCUGAUACAGUGCUAAAAGUGUUUAUGCAAAAUGAAAAAGCAACAUUAGAUAAAGUUUUGGAUGCUUUAGUUAAUAUGAAGCGAUAUGAUAUACUUAAAGCUGUUGAAGAGCCAUUUUGUGAACUAUCUCAAUGUUUUAAUAGAGAUGAUAGUGGUUAUGAUAGUGCAAGUAAAACCACCGGCACAAGGGAAAUAAUAAGUUUCACAAAAAACCUAACUAUAGAUUUACCGCCAGCUUUGAAUAAAAACUUUGUGAUAAAAGAUAAAGAGCCUGGCAAACCCAAUCAACCAACUCUUAGACCGUCAAUUAAAAAUGAUGUGAAGAAGAUAGAAAAUGAAGAGCCAAUUUUAUUUUUAACAUAUACCGAGGAUGGUUUCACAACAGCAGCUAAUAUUAAGCAAUAUGUUAAGAACUGGACAGAUUAUUCACGAGUAAAUGUCAUUACACUUAAUGAGCGAAGAGAUGAAGUUUACCAAAACCCAGAAAAAUUCAUAAGAGAGUACUUUGAAAAGGCUGACUAUAUAGUACCUAUAAUAACUACAGGAUACCUGAAUGAAAUAAAAUCACAUAUACCAAGAGUGCCCACUACUAAUGAUAACUUGGACUUUAAAUAUGUUAACUUUAUAUAUAAUUUAAUAGUUAACCAUUACAUUCAUGCAUCUGGAUGUUUGAAUCAAAAAGUACGAAGUGUACUGCCACAAAAUGCAGAGGUUAAUGUCUUAAGAGAUAUAACAAUGUACCCCGAUUUGAUGCCUUGGACAUAUGAAACUAACUUUGAUGAAAACUUUAAAGCUUUUUUGAAUAAAGAAUACUCAACAUUU